Arachis ipaensis is the source of this 4486-nucleotide messenger RNA. The record is from RefSeq and is a predicted model, not a curated record. Lineage: Eukaryota; Viridiplantae; Streptophyta; Magnoliopsida; Fabales; Fabaceae.
AAGAAAAAGAAAAAGAAAAGAAAUAAAGUAAGAAAAAAACACUAUAAACAAAGACAAAUACAAAGCAUCUUCGAUGCAGAUAUUACGGUAUCAAUUACAGCAACCUUCUCAGUCCCGAAAAGUCCGAAGCUCAAAUAGUUCAAUGCCGAUUCUCCCAACACCACCGUCAUCGGAGCUUUCCUCCUCCGAUCUGUAACUUUCUUCUACGGUAAUGUUAUACUGGAGGUUUGCCCAACCACUAUCUUGGAGGAGGUCAAGUCUCAGCUUCUGUUAUAUGCCUCAUGUUUCCUUCUUGUGGCAAUAAACCAAGCAGGAAGGAUUAUAAAUAAUGAAUAAUGGAAACGAGGAAGAUAUUUUGAGCCCUGAAAACUGUUCCAAAUUUUAGUGGAGAAAAAAAAAAUUUCUUAUAUUUUCCCAUAGACAUCACCUGCCUUAAUUAAAAUGGGAGAAACCCAACUUGAAGAGUCUGAAGCAACUAAUAGACAGAUCAGCAGUAACACAAAGUCCAAUUCUAAACUGAUUGUAGAGAAAACAUUUGAGCGUCCUGAGUGGCUACCUGAUGGCUGGAAUGUGGAUUUCAAAACUCGAAAAAGUGGUUCAGCUAUGGGACAGGGAUAUAAGUGUUACAUUAAUCCGCAUGGAAAGAAAUUCUACUCCAAAUUAGAAGUGUUACGGUAUCUUGAAACUAUAAAGGGCAACAACUGCAAUUCCAGAAAGGAGGAAUCCAAUACCAUCCAUUCUCCAAACAAUGAUGCACUUGAGAAGCCCAUGGUUGAGACAUCCAGGACUGAGAAUUCCGUGGCUGAGAAGUCCACGGCUGGGAAGCCCACGGCUGGGAAGCCCAAGGCUGGGAAGCCCAGGGGUGAGAAGUCCACAACUGGGAAGCCCAGGUCUGAGAAGUCCACAGCUGAGAAGCCUGGGGCUGAGAAGUCCACAGUUGAGAAGCCCAGGGCGGAGAAGUCCACAGCUGAGGAUUUACCACCUGGCUGGAUAAUAGAAGUCAAAGAAAGGAAGAACAGCAAAACCAAUAGAAAAGAUUUGUUAUAUAUAGAUCCAGAGAGUGGAUAUGUAUUCCGUUCCAAGAAGGAUGCACUGCGGUAUCUCGAGUCUGGAGAUAUAAGUUCGUGUGCGAUUAAACCAUUUAAACGGGAAAUUCAAGAUGAAGAUAAAUUAUCUCCGGCCUCUACAGUCAAAAAGCAGAAAAUAAAGCAGUCUGGAAUUAACCGACAACUUUUUGCUGGCAAAGAAAUAUCCGAUGAAAGCAGCUUAGAAUUGCCAGAUGCUAACAGCUCAGAAAAAAGGCAACAUGUGGAGGUGUCUUCUGGAAUGAUGGCUCCUUUUGUACCUACAGGGGAAUCUAUUGGCCAAAUUCAAUCGUUAAAGAAUGGAGUUGCAUACCCUCGCAAAACAAAGAAAAUGUCUGAUCCAGAUGAUGUGCAAAAUAAGAAUGAUGUUGUCAAUGUGGUUGAAAAUGCUAGUAAGAAGAAUCACAGUAACCCUACUGUAUCAAAAAACAGGGGGUUCAGUGUGGCUCACCGGUCUUCGCCGAGACUUGCUGCAGCAGAACCUGACCAAUUGACUAACAGCCUGACCAGUGAACAGUGCCUUGAAGUUCCAAGAAGAAACUUGAGAAGAGGUAGUCAGGGUUUGGCCGCUGACGAUCACUUUUUGAAAGAAUCCAAAUUGCUUGCAAGUGAGAUUGCUAAAAGUGGAGAAAUUUGUCCUGACUUGAACAAAUCCAGCAACAAGAAAGAGCCUUCGGUUCCUCGGCGAGCAUCAAAAAGACUUGCUGGAUCUGAGCCUGAGCUGAUGAGCAACUCCCUCUCCUAUGAAACAGCUCCGGAAUAUAAUAAAAGCAAAAAGUCUAAAAGUGGGAUCAAUACAAACUUGCUUUCAUGUGAUGGUGAGGCAGGGUUGAAGCUUGUAGAACAUGGAUCAAUGAAUGGAUUGUCAUCCACCAGAGGGAGGAAACACCCCCAAACCUUGCCUGUAACCAAAGAUAAACUGGAUAAACGUAAAAAUGAGGAAAUGAAUGAUGAGAAAUCAGAACUUCAGCAAUCUCUUGCAUUCCAUUAUUCUUGGUCUGACCCAAGUUUGGAGUUUGCAAUUAAGACCCUCACUGGCACAUUACCUGCAGAGGAUUCAGUUGCCAACAGACCUAUAGUGAUUUCUGAAACAGAUAAGUUGCCUGAAAAUGAUGUGUUUAAGAAUGUUACAGGAAGCAACAGUGACAAAAAACCCAAGGUAAAUUCAAGUAAAUCCAAGAAGAAGAAAGAGCCUAAAGUGCCUACGCGAUUGUCUAAGCGACUUUCUGGCCAUGAUCCUGAGGUACUUCCUACUGAAACAGCACCUGAAUAUUCCACUAGAAAAUCAGGUAAGAUUAAACCAGAUGCAAAUGAGAUUUUAACUAAUGGAGCAUCCGGGAAGCUUCAUGCUGGGGAAGAAUCAUCCAACCUUAUUGUUCAUGCAUCUGACAUGUUGAAAACUAGCAAAUGUGGUGAAUCAUCGAAUGGUGAUGAGUUGCAAAAAUCACAACCUGUUCCCAAUGAACAACAACGGGGGCCUGAAGCUGAAAGUAUUAAUGAGAGAUCAGAGCCACAGUUCCCUGUACAGUUUGGGGACAACUGGUCGGAUCCAUGUGUAGAAUUUGCAGUUAAGACUCUCACUGGUUCGGUGACUGUUGAUACUGCCAAUGUGCCUGUUGUGACACUUGAUGUCAAUGACCCACCAAAUGAGGAAUUGUCGGAGAAUGCAGUGCAGAAGAGCAGUAAUGCUGCUGCCGAUAACAACAAUCAUUGCCAGAUCAAGGAAGUGCUUAAUGCACCAGUUUGCCGGCCAUCGGAACAAUGCUUAGGGCAAGGGCAACCUGAGUUGAGAUCCAACCCUACAUCCUAUCAAAGUGAUCCUGCAUUUGCAAGUAGUGUGUCUUGCGGUGAUGAAGGCAAAAUAACAAGGAACUCUGAUGGGGGACAAUCUCUACAUGUUGAAGCUGGGAAUAUGACGCAAAUUGAUAUAAACACACUCUUUUUUGACGACCCAUUCACAGAAGAUGAACAGAUUCUUGAGGAUAAUUCUAUUGCAGAACAAGCACAGCCUGGAACAGAAGCUACGAACCGUGAUAACUCUGAAAGAGAGUUUUGUGUUUCCUUCAUGGAUACUUGGUCAGACCCAUGCUUAGAAUUUGCAUUUAAGACACUCACGGGAGAUAUCCAAGUUGAGGAAAAUAUGGCAGAGCAAGGAUGUUUCCCGGAACAUGCGAACCGACAUGACCAGAGAAAUGGUGGCUCGGCAUUACCGGAAAUCGGAUCUUCCAGCAUCUCCCGAAGUCACAUGGCAGAGAAAUCCAUGCCGCCACAACCACCAUCAAUGAGCCCUUCGUUCCUAUCCCGAAGUCACAUAGCAGAGAAAUCCGUGCUGCCACAACCAUCAUUGAGCCAUUCCUUCCUGUCCCAAAGUCACAUGGCAGAGAAAUCCAUGCCGCCACAACCACCAUCAUUGAGCCAUUCGUUCCUCUCCCAAAGUCACAUGGCAGAGAAAUCCGUGCCGCCACAACCACCAUCAAUGAGCCCUUCGUUCCUAUCCCGAAGUCACAUGGCAGAGAAAUCCGUUCCGCCACAACCACCAUCAAUGAGCCCUUCCUUCCUCUCCGGAAGUCACAUGGCCGAGAAAUCCGUGCCGCCACAACCACCAUCAAUGAGCCCUUCCUUCCUCUCCGGAAGUCACAUGGCAGAGAAAUCCGUGCCGCCACAACCACCAUCAAUGAGCCCUUCCUUCCUCUCCGGAAGUCACAUGGCAGAGAAAUCUGUGCCGACACAACCACCAUCAUUGAGCCCUUCCUUCCUCUCCCGAAGUCACAUGGCAGAGAAAUCUGUGCCGACACAACCGCCAUCAAUGAGCCCUUCCUUCCUCUCUCUAAGUCACAUAGCAGAUAAACCCAUGCCGGCACAACCGCCAUCAAUGAGCCAGCCCUUCCUCUCCCUAAGUCACAUAGCAGAUAAACCCAUGCCGGCACAACCGCCAUCAAUGAGCCCUUCGUUCUUACCCCCGACACAACACUCAUCACCACAGUCAACGAUGAACUCUUCAAUCUUCCCCGAAGAAAAAUCAAGCCAGCAGCACACAGGAGCCGAUGCGCAGAGGCAUUAUUCUCAGUACAACAUUAAUUUUCAAAGAAGGUAAACACUCGCAAAACAUGAGCUUAAGUAGCUAAUUAUGAUUGGUAAUGUCUGACUCUAUUGUUGUAGACAACAAGACCAAUGUUUGUAUUAAUAUUUCUGGUCGAGGUUUGUGAAUACCUUCUGAAAAAUGAACUUAGACAUGAUGUAUUGUAUUGUACUAUUGUCUGCAAUCUGCGGAUAACAUCCAGGUGAUUAUAGCAUCAACUUUUGGGGCGAUGAUAAGGCCUCCAAGGUUAAAAUCAUAGAAGUUGCAAUAUUAUGUCUAGGACCGAGCAUUGAGCAACACGCAAGUCUUCCUUAGCGGCCAA